AUGUUCAAUCUACCAACUGUGUCCAACCAGGGUGAGCUCGUGUCUGACGAACUGGUGGUGGGCAUUAUCGAGGAAGCUAUCAAGCGGCCGUCCUGCAGCAAGGGUUUCAUCCUUGACGGCUUCCCUCGCACGGUCGUUCAGGCAGAGAAGCUUGACGCGAUGCUGGAGAAGAAGGGUCAGAAGAUCGAUAAGGUUCUCAACUUCGAUGUUCCUGACGCCGUCUUGGAGGAGAGGAUCACCGGCCGGUGGAUCCACCCUGCCAGCGGACGUUCCUACCACACCAAGUUUGCUCCUCCGAAGGUUCCUGGAAAGGAUGAUGUGAGUGGUUCUUUUGACGAAACGGGAGGGUUGAAUGAGGAAUAUUUGACUACAAGAAUAGAAAAACGGUGUGGGGUGCUUGGGACGUUUCGUUCGCUCUCUCAAUCCCUUUGCUCUCUCUCCAUCCCUCCCUCUCUCCCUCCCCCUCUCUCUCUCUCUCUCUCUCUCUCUCUCUCUCUCUCUCUCUCUCUCUCUCUCUCUCUCUCUCUCUCUCUCUCUCUCUUUCUCUUCUGA
Closterium sp. NIES-65 is the source of this 552-nucleotide messenger RNA. The record is from the annotation of a GenBank genome assembly. NCBI's taxonomy places the organism in Eukaryota, Viridiplantae, Streptophyta, Zygnematophyceae, Desmidiales, Closteriaceae.